Messenger RNA from Zophobas morio, 1928 nucleotides. Its product is annotated as asparagine synthetase [glutamine-hydrolyzing]-like. The record is from RefSeq and is a predicted model, not a curated record. Lineage: Eukaryota; Metazoa; Arthropoda; Insecta; Coleoptera; Tenebrionidae. The coding region runs from base 140 to 1828 and encodes 562 amino acids. Gene Ontology annotation, molecular function: asparagine synthase (glutamine-hydrolyzing) activity. Gene Ontology annotation, cellular component: cytosol. The transcript has 6 exons.
AACCCGACCGGAAAAGCAGAUCUACACGUGGUCGGUGUCAGCGGCACUUGACUCCAGACAGCAGGAAUAAAAGGCUGCUUUUUGCAGGAUUCAGAACACUGUUGCAGGACUUGCCACAUACGAAACAUACCAGAAAACAAUGUGCGGAAUCUGGGCCCUUUUCCACCCCCGCGCCGGGAACGUGCUCCUGAAGGACUGCUCCGACAACUUCAUGAAGAUAGCCCACCGCGGCCCCGACGCGUCUCGCGUGGAAACAGAUAACCGAAUUAAGAACUGCUGCGUCGGCUUCCACCGUCUGGCCAUCGUCGACUGCACUUACGGCAUGCAACCCAUGAAGUUGCACCAGUUCCCCAUGACCAUUCUCUUGUGCAACGGUGAAUUGUACAACUGCAAAGAACUGGAGAAGCAACACGGCUUUAAGUAUGAGACCUUCUGCGACGUGGAAUGCAUCACUCACUUGUACCACAAGUACGGAAUCGAGGAAUGCGUCAAGAAUUUAGAUGGGGUGUUUGCGUUCGUUUUGGUGGAUAUGGAGAAGCAGAAGGUGUUUGUGGGGCGGGACCCGUAUGGGGUGAGGCCGGUUUUUAAGCUGACGGGGUCCUGUGGGAUGCUGGGGCUGUGCUCGGAAGCGAAAGGUCUAGUGGGUUUGGCUAAUGGGCAAAACGGUGACAAGAAGACGAUUGAGCCCUUCACCCCCGGGACUUUCGAGGAGUACGAUAUUCUGGAGAACGGCGGCGCCAAGCUAGUGCGCAGCCAAAUUUUCCACCUUCCAGGGGAUCGUCCUUCGUUCCAGCCCUUCGUGCUCUAUGAGGAGCUAGGUAGCGACCCGUUCGAGAAUAUUCGGGCGCUGUUAACCUCGGCGGUGAAGAAGCGCCUCAUGGCGAACCGCCGCCUCGGGUGCUUUUUAUCCGGGGGGUUGGACUCGUCGCUUAUCGCUUCGCUGCUGGUGCGCGCCGCCAAAGAAGCCGAUUUGCCUUACACCAUCCAGACCUUCUCCAUCGGCAUGAGCGACAGUCCUGAUGUUCGCGCCGCUCGCGAAGUUGCCGAUUUUCUGGGUACGGAUCACCACGUAGUCACGUUCACUGAAGAGGACGUGGCGCGCGUGCUCGACGACGUGGUGUACUCGCUGGAGACGCCCGACAUUACGACGGUACGGGCGUCCCUUCCGAUGUACUUGUUGUCGAGGUACGUGGUGGAGAACACGGACACGACGGUGCUCUUCAGCGGAGAAGGCGCCGAUGAGGUUUGUCAGGGCUACAUCUACUUCAGAGACGCGCCUGACCCGCAAGCCGCCCACGACGACAGCGUGAGGUUACUACGGGAGAUUUACUUGUUCGACGGGUUGCGGGCAGACAGGACGACGGCGGCGAGCAAACUGGAGCUGAGAGUACCAUUUUUGGACCUCCAGUUCACGGAUUACUACUUGGGUUUGGACCAGAAGCUCAGACAGCCGAAGGACGGCGUCGAGAAGUUUAUGCUGAGGAAGGCCUUCGAUAAAAUGGGGGUGUUGCCGGACCGGAUAUUAUGGAGACACAAAGAGGCUUUCAGUGACGGCGUAGCUUCCAAGAAAAAAUCUCUUUUCCAAGUUUUACAAGAUAUUGUCGAAAAACGAAUGCCGGAACCUUUUGAUCCCCUAGUUACUAAACAAAAAUAUCCUCAUUGUACUCCCACGAGUAAAGAAGCGCUCUACUAUAGAGAAGUCUUCGAGAAAAGUUUUCCUGGGGCUGCGGAUAAGUUUGUCCCGUAUUACUGGAUGCCUAGAUGGGUGGAAGGAGUGACGGACCCAUCGGCCAGAUUUAUCAAACACUAUGCGGCACCCCAAAAGUAAUAUUUUCUGUUUCUUACGUAUUUAAUGCACACUGAAAUUCCACCACAUUGUAUGCUGUAUUAUAUUGUCAUAACAAUUAAAAUAAAAAUAUUUUCAAGGA